Messenger RNA from Magallana angulata, 1701 nucleotides. Its product is annotated as testin-like. NCBI's taxonomy places the organism in Eukaryota, Metazoa, Mollusca, Bivalvia, Ostreida, Ostreidae. Gene Ontology annotation, molecular function: zinc ion binding. The transcript has 7 exons. The coding region runs from base 85 to 1461 and encodes 458 amino acids. The record is from RefSeq and is a predicted model, not a curated record.
CUCAUCAUUAGAUCUACUGUUUGGGCAUACAGUAUGUGCUGUGCUAUAGCUUGAGUGCACGUGUAUAUAUUCCCUUCGAAUUAGAUGUUUUUCGGCGCAUGCUCUUCAGUGAUUGAAAAUAUUUGUUGUUAUCUGCUGUGUGUGUUUAAUAGUAGGAGAAAAUUGUUCACAGAUGCUCGUGGAUUUUAUCAUUUUGAAUUUACAAUGGCGUAUGGACCAGUUCCUGUGAAUAGAAAGGUAGAAUUUCGGAUCCCUCUGAUCCCCAAGUAUCAGCGCUGUCUGAGAUGUGGAGACGAUUGCCCGGGUCUCGAGCUUCAUUACUGGAGAAAAAUAUGCAAACACUGCCGCUGCUCUAGAGAGGACCACGAUCUCCAUGGAAACGAGAGCGAUGAUGGUCAGCCAAUCGGAAUGCUUCUUGAUAGUAUUCCUCGGCCCACGGGUAGUGUCCACGUGAUCAGUGAACAGCGAAUACCCGAUACCCAAAACUGUGUUACCUCCAUAACAUCCAACAACUGUCGCGUGUCUGGGAGUACUGGGACAGCCUACGUUGAUGACCCAAAAACACUGACUGAUAUACAUGGGUCAGAAACAGACAUUGUUCUAUCGCGAGUCAUUGCAGAAAAUAUACGAUCACAGAAAUACAUCUCCAUGAUGCCGCCAGACAAACAGCUGUUCGCGGCCCAGCUGAGGAGGAGGCAGCUUCAAAAACAACUCCCCCUUCACGACCUUCACCCCAAGUUCUGCAGCAGUCUGACCGAGAGCGAACUCGCCAAGUUCCACAAGUUCUGUAACAAGCGACGGCUGAGGGCUGCCGGGGUGGGUCAGGUCAUGGAAGUUAAAGAGGCGACCAACUUUCGAUGUCAUCGAUGUAUUAAAAACAUAACAUCCGGGGGAUUCUGCGUCACGGCGGCUCAUCUAGGGUCAGGCACGGGGUGGCACCCGGGCUGUUUCACCUGUGCUACCUGUAACGAGCUUUUGGUGGACAUGAUAUACUUCUGUAGGAACGAGGAGAUAUACUGCGAGAGACACUACGCAGACACAAUAUAUCCUCGCUGUGCGGCGUGCGACGAGAUAAUCCUUGCACGUGAAUACACGCAAGCUGAGAAACAGACUUGGCACGUGGAACAUUUCUGCUGCUGGAAUUGUGAUGCGCCCCUAGCGGGCCAGAGGUACAUAGCAAAGGACGGCAACCCCUUCUGUAUGAUCUGCUUUGACACACUUUACAGCAAGUCUUGCAACUCGUGCAGAAGAACCAUCACGGCGGACUCCCCCGGGCUUUCACACGGGGACUUCCACUGGCACGCCUGUCCCCACUGCUUCAGCUGUAGUGGGUGUGGCAGCAACCUCAUCAACCAGCAGUUUUUGCUCAAGGACGGACAACUCUUCUGUUCCGUGGACUGUAAACAGAGAACGAUGCUCAGCUGGACCCAGAACGGACUCCAAAACUUACACAUUCACUGACCAAACGCAACUGUUUAUCAUAUAGAUUAUAUAGAAUAAAUGAAAAGGGACGCCAUUGUGAUACUAUUUUUAUAAUGGAGGACGGGUUGUGCUCGAUUGGAAUUUAGUUUAGCAACACAGACAAGCUGAAGUCGGAAUAAUAAAGUCGAAAACAACUUCCGUUUGCCUGCAUGAAUUACAUAUUUAUGACUAAGUUGUGAUGAGCAUCUGCUAAAUAAUGCAACGUAUAAAUAAUAGAGA